UCAGAUGAAUCUCUAGGAAGGAUAACCAGACUGAUCAAACAAAUUGGUGGCAAAAGAAAGGCACAAGAUGAUCCUGAAACAAAAAAGCCUACAACAACAAAGAAGCCUCCUACAACAAAGAAGCCUCCUACAACAAAAAGGCCUCCUAUAAGACCUACAACAAAACCCACAACUACCACAGCAUCUCUUGGUACACUUCCAGAUUGCUCUGCGAAAAAGACCCUGAAUGAUGAAGCUGUAAUCUCUGUUGGGACCCUUAACCACAAAGUGAAGUGCGAGGCAGGAUGGACCAUAAUGUUAAACCGCUAUGAUGGCUCGCAAUCCUUCAACAAAGUUUGGAGAUUCUAUAAAGAUGGCUUUGGUGAUGUGCACAAAGAACAUUAUGUUGGGAAUGAGUUUCUGCACCAGAUAACGUCAAAUCCAAGAAAGAAAUACAAACUACAUAUUGAAAUGUCUGACUUCGAUGGCAAUAAUCAUUAUGCAGAAUAUUUAGACUUUUCGAUUGAAUCUGAGACCAAUAACUAUAAGCUGCACAUUGGUGAUUAUUCGGGGGAUGCAGGGGAUGCAUUAGGGGAUGCUGACUUUGGUUCCAGAGGGAUGAACUUCAGUACAUAUUAUCGGAGCCCAGGUAAUUUACAAAAAUUUAACUGUGCCAGGGGAUUCAAUGGGGGUUGGUGGUUCAAUCGAUGUUUUGUAGGAUUUCUCACAGGAAAAUAUAAUCCAACCAA
Messenger RNA from Owenia fusiformis, 728 nucleotides. The record is from the annotation of a GenBank genome assembly. NCBI's taxonomy places the organism in Eukaryota, Metazoa, Annelida, Polychaeta, Sabellida, Oweniidae.